ACGCGCUAGAAUUUUUCCCAAUUAAUAUGGAUAUUCGCUCAAAGCCCCUUGUGAUUCAGAUUCAUACUACGGGUCAGUAUUUGCGGUGAAUAUUCCUCAACCUUCGAAAAGGUUAACCAUAAUAAGUAUACUUCCGGCCAGCCAAAAAACAGUCAGUUUUACGUGUCAACACGCGUUCUGAGUGUAGGCCCCAGGUGAACGCGACCCAGAGUAGUUUUACGGUCUGCUCUCCAUGUUUUUGGUAUAUCUUGAAGUCUCGUCGUCAAGUUUGACGUCGAGAGAAAAGCGGUGUGACUCGUCACUCGGGGAAGCCUUCGGCCAAAAUGUGCCACGUCAAGCUUCUUUUAAAUUUCUAUUAGCUCCUAACUUCAUGCGUACACAUUUCUACUCUCCAAUCUUUCAAUAAUCCUUUAAUCUAGGGCCUAUUCCCCUGCACAAAUAAUGCACGGUAGAAAGUUAUGCACAUUGUUGAAGCUCCUUCCGGUUUUGCAGGCACUUUGGGUUCCUGCAAACGCUGAGUCGUUUCUUUCGAAUACGUUGAUACGGAAAGAUCAGGUGCAGAGUGUUCUGGAGCACCGUCCGAUCGAUGUAUCGGAAUGUGAGAACCCCAAGCCUACGGGCCCAAUAGAUACCACAAUGUGUGACUACGAAACAGUGGAGAGCGUGAAUGGAGAUUUAUUCUCCAAUAUCCACGAACUGGUCAGGACGCCAUUCUUCAAGUAUUUUCAAGUAGAUCUAUACCGCGACUGUCCGUUCUGGGACGAACAUGGAUCAUGUAACAACCCAGGCUGCGCAAUAACAACCGUCGAUGAAAGCGAGGUCCCUCUGAAAUGGAGAGCGAGGGCGCUUAGUAAGGUCGAUGCCCUGGUAGAAAACGAACUUCCUGGAUGCUAUUACCGAGACUCCGAUUUCUGCUGGCUUGAUGACAACACUGAGGGGGAUUACUAUGAUUUAACGUUUGUACCGGAACGAUAUACGGGAUAUUCUGGACCAGAAGCUCAUCGGAUAUGGCGUACCAUAUACGAAGAGAAUUGUUUUGGUCUGUCCGAAUUCAGUCUCAUGGACGGAAAAGCCCCAGCCGCCGUGACUUUACCCGAUACUAUGACCGAUGUUCUCCGCGAAGACGGAGUCAAUAAUAAUCAAUGCUUAGAGAAGAGAGUGUACUAUAAAGUUGUUUCAGGUUUGCAUGCUUCGAUAUCUACUCAUAUUUGCGCGGAGUAUUUAAACCAAACAACUGAGCGUCUGCAAUAUAUCUAUUUCAACACAGUCCUCUUACUUCGGGCUGUGGCUCGUCUAGGUCCAUAUCUAUCAGCUUACGAUUAUUGUUCAACGGGUACUCGUCAAGACGACGUGGAAACUAAAGGUCUAUUAUUAAAUGUAAUAUCUAUUGCUCAAAAAGCUGGGAAGUUUGAUGAAAGUGCUUUGUUCCGGGGUGAAAAUGCCAAUGUACUCAAAGAAGAGUUCAAAGCACAUUUUCGCAAUGUCACUCGCAUCAUGGAUUGCGUCGGCUGCGAUAAGUGUCGCCUUUGGGGCAAAAUUCAAACUACUGGCAUUGCUACAGCUCUCAAAGUCCUUUUCGAGCUUGACGAAAAGGCUCUUGAUCCACAUACGAACGCAAACCUCCUGCAACGAGCCGAAGUAGUUGCUCUCCUAAACACCCUCCAUCGGUUCAGUGAAAGCCUGGAAGCUGUGAACAAAUUCCGUCGCAUGUGGGCGGAUAUGGGUUCUUCGGAGUCUGAACAGCUCAUCCUUGAGGCCGAAAAGGCUGCGAUACCACUACCGCACUCUUCUUCGGGUGUUCAACAACGUUCGAGCCUGUUCAAAGUAGCUCGAAAGCGGAUUGUCACUUUCUUCCACAUAUGCCAAAAAAACACUAUGGAAUGCGUGGCAAAACUGUCGAACCUAUGCGCAAGAGGCUUAAAUAGAAUCACUUCAAUAUUGCAACUCUCAGGAAAAGAUUCUGGACCAGGUACAGGUACAUAUGAAGAGUUGUAGUACUUGUACUUAAGUACUCUGCCUGGUAGUCGAAGUACUAAACAACUUCGGAGUUAAGACAGUCGUAAUUCCGUAACCAGCCAUGACCGGGGUCGGAAUUGUGUGGUUUCUUUCUGUUUCUGUCGAAUCUAAGGGGAUCUCUUCUGCUUUCUUGGGCUGAGACUGG
Messenger RNA from Lentinula edodes (shiitake mushroom), 2161 nucleotides. RefSeq lists its product as uncharacterized. NCBI's taxonomy places the organism in Eukaryota, Fungi, Basidiomycota, Agaricomycetes, Agaricales, Omphalotaceae. Gene Ontology annotation, molecular function: protein-disulfide reductase activity; thiol oxidase activity; FAD binding. The transcript has 11 exons. The record is from RefSeq and is a predicted model, not a curated record. Gene Ontology annotation, biological process: protein folding in endoplasmic reticulum. Bases 442 to 1995 code for a protein of 517 amino acids. Gene Ontology annotation, cellular component: endoplasmic reticulum membrane; endoplasmic reticulum.